Messenger RNA from Daktulosphaira vitifoliae (grape phylloxera), 1217 nucleotides. RefSeq lists its product as uncharacterized. The record is from RefSeq and is a predicted model, not a curated record. The transcript is spliced from 2 exons. The coding region runs from base 131 to 1186 and encodes 351 amino acids. NCBI's taxonomy places the organism in Eukaryota, Metazoa, Arthropoda, Insecta, Hemiptera, Phylloxeridae.
UGUUAUACCAUUUAAUUAUGUAAAUACAUUAAAAAUAGAUGUUAAUAAUAUAAGUAAUCAUGAUAUAAAAGUUCAGGCGUAUGGUGGUUUCUGGUUGAAGGUCAGAGGUAAAAUUAAAUUGAGGUGCAGUAUGGAUGGGAACAGUGUCGAUAUUGAAUUUAUAGUUAUUGAAAAUGAUAACAUCAGACCGUUAUUGGGUAGAGAUACAUGUAAACAGUUAGGUUUGUUAGUACAGGUUGUUGAUAUGGUAACUAAUAGUGAGAAAGAAAAAUUUAUGAAAAAGAACAAAAAUAUAUUUGAAGGACUAGGAAAACUUCCAUUUAAAUAUAAGAUUACACUAAGGAAAGAAUGUGUGCCAGUUGUAAGACCUCCGAGAAGGGUUCCUAAUGUUAUAAAGGCAAGGUUAAAAACUACAUUAGAAAACGUAGAGAAAAGUGGUGUUAUACAAAAAAUUGAUAAUCCAACAGACUGGGUAAAUAAUUUAGUAAUAGCAGAGAAAAAAAAUGGUAAUUUAAGAAUAUGUUUAGAUCCUAAAUUUUUAAAUCAAGCCAUUAAAAGAGAACGUUCUUAUAUACCAACGAGAGAUGAUAUAAAAAAUAACUUGGUAGGGAAGAAAUGGUUUACUGUAAUGGAUAUGAAAGAGGCAUUUUACCAUAUUGAGUUGGACGAUGAGUCAGCAGAUUUAUGCACGUUUAUAACACCUUUUGGUAGGUACAGAUUUUUGAGAUUACCUUUUGGGGUAAUAACAGCACCAGAAGUGUUUCAGAAAAUGGCAAUGGUUGCAUUUGAAGGUAUUGAUGAGGUGACUGUCUAUUUUGAUGAUUUAAUAAUUGCAACAAAAACUGAACAAGAACAUAGAGAUGUGCUAGCUAAAGUAGUGGAUAGAGCUAUUAAGUGGGGAAUAAAGUUUAAUUCUGAUAAAAUUCAGUAUAUGGAAAAAAGUGUGAAGUAUAUGGGUAUGAUUUUUAGUGAAAUGGGUGUAUUGCCAGAUCCAAUGUUAACAGAGGCAAUAAGUAGAAGGAGAGAACCAAAAAAUGUCUCAGAGGUACAACAAGCGUUAGGACUAGGGAGUUAUCUAACUGAAUUUAUCCCAAAUCUAGCAAAAAUAACCAGCCUUUUAAGAACUUUAAUAAAAAAAAAAAAAGUGAUUGGAAAUGGGAAAGUGAUGAAAAAGAGGCAUGGCUGAAAUUUAAGGAAUGUAUUUGUAAUCCACCUGU